CUUCCGGAUGUGACCACAGAGAGAGGGAGAGACCGGGAGAGGGGGAGAGGGGGAGAGAGGGAGAGACGGAGCCGCCAGCAUCCCUCCGGCCCGCCAACGCCGGGACCCCGCACCGCGCUGGGAGCCGCCGCCCGCCGCCCGACCCCCGGGCCGGGCCCCCUCGCGCCCCCCUCUCCCCCGCCUCUCGGUCUGUGGAUCUCGGGCUGGUUCCAUCCUCCCAGGACCCGGGGGAGGGACUGGGGGCCCCGGGGAGGGGGCCUCGGGCGGCCCUCCCCCGCCUUCUCGCCGCUGCCCUCGCUGGCAGGAGCCCUUAGCUGUGACCCCCGCGGGGGCAGGAGGCUGGGGGUCCAUGCGCGGAGCCUCCGUACGGCCCGGCGCCUGCCGCUGACGGCGGUGGGGGUGGGGGGGCCGGGCACCCAGCCUCCUGCCCCACCCCCUGGCGUCGGCCCCGCGGGCCAUCUGGGGCCGCUGCCCCUGGCUGCGCCCUCCCCGCCGGCCAGGCCCUGGAGGGACCCGGGAGCUGCCGCCGGCAUCAGCCCAUGGCCCGGAGGCUGGCAGUUACCAGCCAGCCACUCCCUGACCCCCCAACCCUGACCCUCAGAUCCAAGACCUGGUACGAUGAGCUGCCCCACUACCCCGGCAUCGUGGACAGCACUGCAGCCCUGGCUGGCUUCUCGGAGGCAGUGUCCGCGGCACCGAGAGGCCCCGGGCCCUACGGCCCCCACCGGCCUCCCCAGCCCCCACCCCUGGGCUUGGAUAGUGAUGGCCUGAGGAGGGAGAAGGAUGAGAUCUACGGACACCCGCUUUUCCCGCUGCUGGCCCUGGUCUUUGAGAAAUGUGAAUUGGCCACGUGUUCUCCCCGUGAUGGGGCUGGGACUGGGCUGGGCACACCCCCAGGCAGUGACGUAUGCUCCUCGGAUUCCUUCAAUGAGGACAUUGCAGCCUUUGCCAAGCAGGUCCGCUCCGAGAGGCCUCUCUUCUCCUCCAACCCGGAGCUGGACAAUCUGAUGAUACAGGCCAUUCAAGUGCUCCGUUUCCACCUGCUGGAGCUGGAGAAGGUCCACGACCUGUGCGACAACUUCUGUCACCGCUACAUCACCUGCCUCAAGGGAAAGAUGCCCAUAGACCUGGUCAUCGAGGAUCGGGACGGCGGCUACAGGGAGGAUCUCGACGACUACCCGGCCUCCUGCCCAAGCCUCCCAGAUCAGAAUACUACAUGGAUUAGAGACCAUGAAGACAGUGGGUCUGUACAUUUGGGCACCCCAGGUCCAUCCAGCGGGGGCCUGGCCUCCCAGAGUGGUGACAACUCCAGUGACCAAGGAGAUGGACUAGACACAAAUGUGGCCUCUCCCAGUUCUGGGGGAGAGGACGAGGAGCUGGACCAGGAGCGGCGGCAGAACAAGAAGAGAGGGAUCUUCCCCAAGGUGGCCACGAACAUCAUGAGAGCCUGGUUGUUCCAGCACCUCUCGCACCCGUACCCCUCAGAGGAGCAGAAGAAACAGCUGUCCCAGGACACGGGGCUCACCAUCCUACAAGUCAACAACUGGUUCAUUAAUGCCCGGAGACGCAUCGUGCAACCAAUGAUCGAUCAAUCCAACCGCACAGCAGGGCAGGGUGCAGCCUUCAGCCCAGAGGGCCAGCCCAUGGGGGGCUACACGGAGACUCAGCCACAAGGGACUGUCAGGCCCCCAGGAUCAGUGGGGAUGAGUUUGAACUUAGAAGGAGAGUGGCAUUAUUUAUAGAUGCUGGAGUCAGGAGAAAUACCCCAACCUCUGGACUGUGACUGCCAGGCUCAUACCUGCUUCUGGUCAACGCCUGGCCCUCUGGCUUCAGGACCCCACCUCCUAUGGCCCCCCUAACUCAAUGCCUACCUCCCUGGGGCCCUGCCGGGACAUGAGGGGCCUGAGCGCCCACUCGAGGGUCUCUCAAGGACAAAGACAAGGCCUCCAGGCCCUGUGCCCCACUUCUGCCCUCAACUCUGCCUGGAACCCGAGCUGAGAUCCUGGGCCUGGGUGUUCAGAAGAUGGCGGCUGGGUAACCCCCCACCCCUAGGACAGAGAAGGGAUUGGGGGUGGGCUGGGGCCAUCAGGGAAGGAGGGUCACCCAGAUCUGACAUUUAGAGAGGUUUCCUUCAUCCUCCCAGCCCACCCUCUUUCCCCCUCCCCCACUCCCCUCUUGUGUUGUCUUCUACCUUUUUUUUUAAGCAUAAAGUCUUAAAAACAAAAGGC
Mesoplodon densirostris (Blainville's beaked whale) is the source of this 2228-nucleotide messenger RNA. RefSeq names its product Meis homeobox 3 (gene MEIS3). NCBI's taxonomy places the organism in Eukaryota, Metazoa, Chordata, Mammalia, Artiodactyla, Ziphiidae. Bases 540 to 1742 code for a protein of 400 amino acids. The transcript is spliced from 14 exons. Gene Ontology annotation, biological process: brain development; positive regulation of cell population proliferation; animal organ morphogenesis. Gene Ontology annotation, molecular function: DNA-binding transcription activator activity, RNA polymerase II-specific; RNA polymerase II cis-regulatory region sequence-specific DNA binding. The record is from RefSeq and is a predicted model, not a curated record.